CAAGCCACUUUGAUGUUGGGGUGAGUGAACCCAAUGUUCAAGUACUGAGAUGCAUUCUUCGCUAGCGAACAUGUGUUUUAGCUUUCUCCUUACUGCGUUCCUUCACCCCCUCACACCGAGACAUACAAGCGCAGUGCUCCUUAAGCAGCUGCAAGAUCUAAGAUUGUACCAAACGAUAUACGUAGCAUGUCAUCAGAACUUGUCAAUCGCUAGGUCGAAGUCGAUACAAAUCAAGCUGGUGCACCGAGACCGCGUAAAAAAAGACAGCUAGAGACGACGGGCCCACAACCUCAGUAUGGUUACUCUUGAACCCCGAUUCCAUUUUCAGAUGUGAAGCUCAGCCCUGGGAGAUCAACCAGUAAGAUAUAAACAGAUACCACUAGGUACGGGUGGCAGACACUCUCUCACGUUGCAGAAUAAACGGCGAGCUGAGAAUAUAAGCCGAGUACACUACACAACAGUGAAGUAGGGGAAACACCAAAAAACUCUAUACA
Boeremia exigua is the source of this 494-nucleotide messenger RNA. RefSeq lists its product as uncharacterized. The record is from RefSeq and is a predicted model, not a curated record. Bases 50 to 271 code for a protein of 73 amino acids. The transcript has a single exon. NCBI's taxonomy places the organism in Eukaryota, Fungi, Ascomycota, Dothideomycetes, Pleosporales, Didymellaceae.